Molecule: messenger RNA, 705 nt
Organism: Benincasa hispida (wax gourd)
Lineage: Eukaryota; Viridiplantae; Streptophyta; Magnoliopsida; Cucurbitales; Cucurbitaceae
Product: MADS-box transcription factor 23-like
Biological process (GO): positive regulation of transcription by RNA polymerase II
Cellular component (GO): nucleus
Molecular function (GO): protein dimerization activity; DNA-binding transcription factor activity; RNA polymerase II transcription regulatory region sequence-specific DNA binding
Source: RefSeq, a predicted model, not a curated record
AUGGGUCGAGGGAAGAUUGUGAUAAGAAGGAUUGAUAAUUCUGCAAGUAGACAAGUGACUUUCUCCAAGAGAAGAAAGGGAUUAAUUAAAAAGGCUAAAGAACUCUCUAUUCUCUGUGAUGCCGAAGUUGGUCUCAUAAUUUUUUCUAGCUCUGGCAAAUACUAUGAAUUUGCAAGCACUAGCAUACAUUCAAUAAUUGAGAAAUAUAACAGAAGGAAGGAGGAAGAUGAAUUGCUGUUGAAUCCAAUUUCAGAUGUAAAGUUAUGGCAGAAGGAAGUAACAACUCUAAGGCAGCAACUACAUAACUUGCAGGAGAAUAACAGGAAAUUAAUGGGGGAGCAACUCUAUGGUUUAUCAAUCAAAGACCUAAACAAUCUUGAGAGCCAAUUGGAGUUUAGCUUACAAAGCAUCCGAAUUAAAAAGGAACAAAUAUUAAAUGAUGAAAUAAAAGAAUUGAAUCGAAAGGGAAUUCUGAUGCACCAAGAAAAUAUAGAGUUGACCAAUAAAGUAAACCUUUAUUGUCAAGAAAACAUGGAAUUACACAGAAAGGUUUAUGGGCAUGAUUCAAGAUCUGAGAUGAACUUGGGCACCGGUAACGCCUUGAUUCCAUAUGGUAUUAUCACCGCCGCCGCCGUCCCUAUUGCAGGCGACGCCCUGCGUGUGCCAAUCCAUCUUCAGCUCAACCCGCCGGAGCAACAAACUUAA